AUGACGAGAGACGGCCAGAGAGAGGAAGAGAAGAGGAAGGGAUCGGAGCCCAAGGGGGCGCCGAGCGGUGGCGGCGGCGGCGAUGGCAUCUCCUCCUCCUUAGCGUCGCGUCCGCUCCAUCGUCGGAAGCUGAGAAACGAUACGAGCAGCUCUAGUGAUGCGGCGGCGCAGCUCGGAGACAGACCGAGGCGGCGGCGCGGGAUCGAGGGAGGAAGUGGGAGCGGCGGGAGUGAUGCGGCGGAAGGCGGAAACUUGGGCGCCGAAAAGCCGGCGCGGUCCGGUGUGGAAGAGGAGGAGGUGCUCCUAAGCGGCGACGGCGGCGAUGCCGGCAUCGCGUUGAGGAGCAAAGAGGAAUCGGAGAGUAAAUUGAGAGCGAGGGGUGGGCGACAGGUGAUGAGGCGAUCGAGCAUGGUGGUGAAGCAAGUGAUCAGCAUCGAAUCUGCUCUUGGCUUGGGGUUCGUCUCUCAGCUCUGGGUGGAUACCCUCUCGGUAGGUGAUGUUGUGCUUGUUGAGAAUGAGAGGGUAAUGGAGAAUGAGUUGAAAAUGGUGGGGCUAGAGACAUUGGUAGGGUAUGAAGUUGUGACUCCUGGCAGAAGAAGUAUUGGUAAGGUAUAA
Eucalyptus grandis is the source of this 615-nucleotide messenger RNA. RefSeq lists its product as uncharacterized. The transcript has 4 exons. NCBI's taxonomy places the organism in Eukaryota, Viridiplantae, Streptophyta, Magnoliopsida, Myrtales, Myrtaceae. Bases 1 to 615 code for a protein of 204 amino acids. The record is from RefSeq and is a predicted model, not a curated record.